Anneissia japonica is the source of this 2524-nucleotide messenger RNA. Its product is annotated as long-chain-fatty-acid--CoA ligase 6-like. Gene Ontology annotation, biological process: long-chain fatty acid metabolic process. Gene Ontology annotation, cellular component: endoplasmic reticulum; membrane. NCBI's taxonomy places the organism in Eukaryota, Metazoa, Echinodermata, Crinoidea, Comatulida, Comatulidae. The coding region runs from base 195 to 2066 and encodes 623 amino acids. Gene Ontology annotation, molecular function: long-chain fatty acid-CoA ligase activity. The transcript has 19 exons. The record is from RefSeq and is a predicted model, not a curated record.
UUUAAAGUCAUAGCUCACACCUAGUGUGAUGCAUGACUCUUUUCCUGAUUGUUGGUUUGUUAGGCUACGCUGGUAGUGGUAGAGGAGGUAAAACGAAACAAUACCAAUAGACUGAAAACACGCCAUUCGGAAGCUAUUAGUUCGUAAGUGGAAUCAUAUGGUGUUCAGCAUACUCGGACUACAGAGAAAAAAAAAUGACUGCAACUAAGGACAAGGCAGGCGUGCUCGCAGUGAGAGAAAAACUUGGCCUUAAAGAUGUUGAUUUUCAGCAGCAAUCAGUUGUUUUGCCUGGAGAUGAAGGUGUACACAUAAACCCAAUGAUAAAAGGUCCAGAGGAUCUCAUGACGCAUUAUUACGAAGAUGUCCGAACACUUUACGAUGCGUUCCAACGCGGCAUUCGGAUCUCAGGCGACGGACAGUGCCUCGGCUGGCGGGAGUCCGGAAAGCCUUACACAUUCAUGAAGUACAGUGAGGUGUUUGAGAGAUCAAAGAACUUUGGCGCUGGAUUAAUCGCAAAUGGAUGCGAACCAAACUCAGACACAUUUAUCGGUAUCUACUCGUCUAACUGUGUAGAAUGGAUCUGUACUGAACAAGCGUGCAACGCCUACUCUAUGGUUAUAGUGCCAUUGUAUGAUACGCUGGGUCCGGAGGCCUGUAAAUUCAUCAUCAAUCAAGCUAAUAUCAAGGUAACCGUUUGUGACAAAGAAGAAAGAUGCAGGAAACUAUUGGAGCAAGCGUCCGAGAUGGAGUCACUUAAAUACAUUAUUGUCGUACAAGACGUAAGCGAAGAGGUUAAAGAGACCGCUAAGAAGCUGAACGUUAGCAUCCUCAGCUUUGCAGACGUUGAGAAAACAGGAAAAGAAACUUCAAAAGAUGUCGUGAGUCAUAUACAAUUCUCACCCGAUGAUGUUUACUACUCAUACCUACCGUUAGCCCAUAUGUACGAACGGUUUGCGUUGACGAACUUCUUCAUGCACGGGUCGAAAGUGGGAUUUUUUCAGGGGGACAUCAAGUUAAUGACUGACGACUUGGCAACCUUGAAGCCUACAUUUAUGGCGUGUGUCCCCCGUAUCAUGAACCGUGUCUACGAUAAGGUGAUGGCGAAAGUACAAAAUGGUGGAUUUUUAAAGAGGUGGAUAUUUCAUCUUGCGAUGUUAAUGAAGAGUAAGGAAGUUGAAAAGAAUAUAGUACGUAACGAUGGCAUGUGGGACGGUGUUUUCAAUCAAGUUAGGGAUUCGCUAGGUGGCCGUGUUCGUGGAAUGACAGCGGGAGCUGCACCCGUCUCCGCCGAAGUGAAACGCUUCUGGCAGUGCUUCUCUGGUGCCUAUCUUGUAGAAGGUUUUGGUCAAACGGAGGCGACGUGUAUUUGCACUUUAGCUUACCCGACUGAUAACUCCCUAAACCACCAAGGAGCGCCAAUUGCGUCCUGUAUGAUGAAGGUUGUGGACGUUCCGGAAAUGGACUAUUACGCUAAAAACGGACAAGGAGAGAUAUGUAUGAAAGGACCUAGCAUAACGAAUGGUUAUUACAAGAAUGAGGAGAAGACUAGAGAUACAUACGACAGCGACGGAUGGCUUCAUAGUGGUGACAUAGGUGAAUGGACAGAGUGUGGCCAAAUUCGUAUCAUCGACCGAAAGAAGAACAUUUUCAAGCUUUCUCAUGGAGAGUACGUUGCGCCAGAGAAGAUUGAAAACGUUUAUCUUCGGUGCGAAUAUGUCUCGCAAAUAUUCGUCCACGGAGAGAGUUUACAGUCGUGUCUCGUAGCUGUUGUUGUACCAGACCCAGAAACUUUACCCAGAUUGGCAAAAGCACACAGAGUAGAAGGGGACUACGAAGUUAUGUGUAAAAGCGAGGUUUUGAAAACUGCCAUAUUUGAAGAUCUUCGUAAACUCGCAAAAGAAUCUGGAUUAAAAUCCUUCGAGCAGGUCAAGGUUCUCCAUUUGACGUCGGAAGCAUUUAGUAUAGAGAACAAUUUACUGACGCCAACACUCAAGUCCAAGCGUGCAGUACUUAGAAAUUACUUCAAAGAUGAGGUCGAGAAGAUGUACGAAGCCGUUAAUUCAUAAGCCUAUAUGGCUCGAACCAACCCAAUCGGUACUACUACGAGAUCAAGUGGAAACACGAGAUCAAGUGGAAACACAAAGUGAAUCGGACUCAGCUCCUUCGCUAUUAAAAAUUCUGAAUCCGUAGGCUUACUUAGACAAUAUAAACAAACAGGACAGGACGCAAGUGUUCGGAACUAUUAAAUUUGAUAAUAAUAAGGGUUCUUUUAUUUAUCAAUCGUUUAUGAAAAUGUGUUUGAUCAGUUACACAAUUAUAAUUAUGACUAAUGGGAAAAGAUUUUCAGGAAAACAUGACUUAAAAUAUAUAUAGAGAUAAAUGGAUAUUAUUAUAGAGGCCUGUGUAAAAAUGCAUUGGAAUAUAAGUAAAUAAUUAGGUUUUGGCCUACUUGCAUUUUAGCACCCAUAUGCAAAGUUUAAUUUUUAAGGAAAAGUGGGAUAGCAAUAAAACAUUUAUAUUUCGA